AUGUUGUUUACUUCGAUCCUAACGUCGGCCCUCUUGGCCGUUUCAUUAGGAUCUGAUGCUGUUAUAGCAAGUUCUCAUGGGCGCUUUGGCAAAAUUGCCCGAGCUCCUCUGGAAAUGGCCAAGCGAGCUGUUGAGGAGACAAUGACCAAGCGCACUACAUCUGAUAAGAAAAAGUUCCGCUACCUUGACCACAAGACCAAGCCUUUUCUGGUCGAGAGCUUGCCGGAGAUUAACUUUGACCUUGGUGAGAUUUACGCCGGUUUAGUGCCCAUAGAUGAGGAUGAUCUUUCGCGACAGUUAUUUUAUAUCUUCCAGCCCACGAUCGGCGAGCCUGUCGAUGAGGUGACCAUUUGGCUGAAUGGUGGCCCUGGCUGCUCAUCUUUGGAGAGCUUUUUGCAGGAAACUGGCCGCUUUACGUGGCAGCCAGGUACUUUUGCUCCCGUGGAGAACCUAUACUCCUGGGUUAACCUGACUAAUGUGCUGUGGGUCGACCAGCCAGUCGGCACUGGAUUUUCAAUUGGUACCCCCACUGCCACCAGCCAGGAAGAGACUGCUCAGGAUUUUGUCAAGUUCUUCAAGAACUUCCAAAAGAUCUUCGGAAUCAAGAACUACAAGAUUUAUGUGACCGGUGAAAGUUAUGCCGGACGUUAUAUCCCUUACGUCUCGGCUGCUAUGCUGGAUGAAAAGGACAAGAAAUAUUAUGAUCUGCACGGUGCUCUGGCAUAUGACCCAUGCAUUGGCCAGUUCGACUACGUUCAGGAGGAGAUUCCCACUUUCCCAUUGGUUCAGGCUAAUGCGAACCUUUUCAACUUCAAUGCUUCCUUCAUGGCCGAACUCGAGCAGCAGCACAAGUCUUGUGGAUACGAAGAGUACAUUGACAAGUACCUGACCUUCCCUCCACCCGAAGUACAGCCGUCGUUGUUCUUCAACUAUACUAGUCAAGCCGACUGCGAUUUGUUUGAUAUUGUGUCCAAUGAAGUGUAUAGCAGCAACCCCUGCUUUGACUUAUAUGAGAUCAACCUGAUGUGCCCCCUGCAGUGGGAUGUUCUGGCAUUUCCCACCGCUCUUGUCUACCAACCAGAGGGAGCAACCGUCUAUUUUGAUCGUGAGGAUGUCAAGAAGGCGCUUCACGCCCCUGAGAAUGUCACCUGGUCCGAAUGCUCUACCGAGUCAGUAUUUGUCGGUGGCGAUUCCGGCCCCGAACAAGAGGGCGACACCUCUGCAAACCCAAUCGAAAAAGUACUUCCACAGGUGAUUGAGGCCACUAACCGUGUUCUUAUCGGCAAUGGUGACUUUGACAUGGUCAUCAUCACAAACGGCACUCUGCUGGCCAUUCAGAACAUGACUUGGAAUGGCCAUCUUGGUUUCCAGACGAAGCCCGAGAAACCCAUUAACAUUCAGUUGCCUGAUCUUCAGUACAAGGCUGUGUUUGCGGAGAAUGAUGCCACCAGUCUCGAUGGUGCCCAGGGUAUCAUGGGAAUCCAACACUAUGAGCGUGGACUCAUGUGGGUUGAGACCUAUCAAUCAGGGCAUAUGGAGCCUCAGUACCAGCCACGUUCUUCUUAUCGCCAUUUGCAAUGGCUUUUGAACCGCACUCAGGAGAUAUAA
Molecule: messenger RNA, 1608 nt
Organism: Penicillium taxi
Lineage: Eukaryota; Fungi; Ascomycota; Eurotiomycetes; Eurotiales; Aspergillaceae
Gene: sxa2
Product: putative pheromone processing carboxypeptidase (Sxa2)
Exons: 4
Coding region: 1-1608 (535 amino acids)
Biological process (GO): proteolysis
Molecular function (GO): serine-type carboxypeptidase activity
Source: RefSeq, a predicted model, not a curated record